Messenger RNA from Macrosteles quadrilineatus (aster leafhopper), 1606 nucleotides. Its product is annotated as alkaline phosphatase, tissue-nonspecific isozyme-like. NCBI's taxonomy places the organism in Eukaryota, Metazoa, Arthropoda, Insecta, Hemiptera, Cicadellidae. Bases 1 to 1089 code for a protein of 362 amino acids. Gene Ontology annotation, biological process: dephosphorylation. Gene Ontology annotation, molecular function: alkaline phosphatase activity. The record is from RefSeq and is a predicted model, not a curated record. The transcript is spliced from 6 exons.
AUGCAGGAAACAUGUGUCGAAAAAAAAUAUUUAUUUAAAAAUGCGUUGAUUUUAUUUGUUCAGGUGAUUUUGGGUGGUGGCAGAAGACACUGGCUGCCCAAAGUCGCUAGGGACCCUGAGCAGACACUGGAAGAGGGUCGGCGUCUGGACGGCAGAAACCUGAUAGACGAUUGGCUCAGGGACAAAAAGAAGAAGAAUCAGAGAGCAGAGUACGUCUGGAACAAACAGCAGUUGGACGCAGUAAGCGUUGCGUCCGUCGACUACCUGCUAGGUCUUUUCUCCUAUUCACACAUGGACUUUGAAGCUGAAAGAGACAAGAAGUCGACAGGAGAUCCCUCCUUAGCGGAAAUGACAGCAAAAGCUCUGAAAAUACUGUUAAAAAAUCCAAGAGGAUUCUUUCUCUUCGUAGAAAGUGGUAGGAUAGAUCACGCUCACCACUACAACAACCCUUACCGAGCUCUAGACGAGACCCUCUCACUGGACGAGGCCGUGAUGAUGGUCCUGUCCAUGGUCGACCCCUCGGACACCUUAGUCGUCGUCACAUCUGACCACUCCAAUGUCCUCACCCUGGGCGGCCUAGCCACGCCGCGGGGCAACCCUAUUCUUGGUACGGACACCAAGCCGUCAGACAUGGAUGGUCUGCCAUACUCCAGCCUGCUCUACGGCAACGGUCCCGGGUACACAAGUCCUCGGGCCAUCCCCUCCAACACUAGCGAAGAAGAGAGGAACGCUGUCCAUGGAGCGGCCGUCCCUCGCCAGUGGGCAACCCAUGGUGGCGAGGACGUACCCGUGUACGCUCAGGGUCCAUUAGCCAGGGAGUUGUUCAGCGGGACCGUGGACCAAAGCUACAUUCCCCACGCUAUAGCCUACAUAGCCUGCCUAGGUCAUCAAAAGUCCAGGUGUUCGGAGGUGAAAAACGAGACAAAGGAGUCGACAAGCUGUGCCGUUACCGAAGGACCCAAGAGUAGAUCUGGACUGGUUUUAGCCUCAAGUGUCAUGUCUGAUGACAACAAAGUAGCCUCCAAGAGUGCAAUACACUAUUGUCGAGUCAUCAUAUCUACUUUACUUGUGAUAAUAUUAGUGUCAUAGACGCCAAAGCAAGAUCUCUGAAGAAGAAUCAGAAUCCGCAUAACGAAUUUCACUGUCAAAAACUUUGGCUUAUAGAUGUAACCAUCAUGACUUAAGGUCAAUUGUAAGGUGUUACUUCAAGGCGAAAAAAAUCCAGUGUUUCUUAUAUUACCAUUUGCCUCUCAUUAUUCUUUUAGUGAAUUGGAUUUUAUAGUUGCAGUUGAUGUUUAUUGUUUUAUUGAUAUGUGUUUAACAACAGAAUCCAAUCAUAUUUAUUUUUUACUUCUGAUUCAUAUACUCAACGUAUUUUUAACUUCAAAAGACAAAUUAGUUUUGGAAUAAGGAAGGCUGUUAAAUGUUAGCAAUUAAUAUUUUUACAGCCAGUGAUACUGAUUCGCAGGUUGAAAUAAUGAAAAUGUUUGUCAAACAUUGUUAGUGUUUUACAUAUUUAGUUAAUGCUUUAUUUUAACCUAUUGUAAAUACAUUCAGACAAUCAUGUUAGGAGAAUAGUUUGAAGUGCCUUCUAUAAAAUGAGUGA